This is a messenger RNA of Cinara cedri, 336 nucleotides long. The record is from the annotation of a GenBank genome assembly. NCBI's taxonomy places the organism in Eukaryota, Metazoa, Arthropoda, Insecta, Hemiptera, Aphididae.
AUGUGCCAGAACUAUAGACAAGUCAAAAAUUACUACAAAAAAGUCUAUGUACCACCAAUCCGCAAGGAAGAUGGAUCAUGGGUAUGCUGCGAACAAAAUAAAGCUUAUAUGUACGCACGUCACUUAGAACGUCUACUCCAGCCGAACGACAUCGUUUCCGAACUCGACAUAACUCAUCGUCAACCAUUAAAUGAAAUACCCAAAAAGAUAAAACACUUCACUUUGAUUAAAAUUUCAAAAGAAAUUGAUAUGAAUAUCAAUCCAAAAAAGGUAUCUGGUUACGACCACAUCAACACAAAAAUCCUGAAAGAGCUAUCUAAGAAAGCUAUGAUUUAA